AUGGACGACUCCACGAACAAACAACCCUCUUCCAACCCCCAAAAACCUCCCUCUCUCCACUCCGUCGCCUCCUCAACCACCCUCGCCGUCAAAGCCGACCCCGAAGCCCAGUCCACCACCCAACAAGAGACAGAGUUCAUCCCCGAGCGGUACACCUAUCUCAAGAGAGUCGGGCCGGGCAACCCCGACGCCAAGCCAAAGGAGAAAUCCAAGUUGGGCAAGCUCAUGUCCAAGUUCCAGAGCCCUGCCGUCAGAAAGACCCUCGCGGCGCGCGAGCGGGAGAAGCUGGAGGAGGAGCGCACCGGCCUUAAGAAGCAUACGGCGUUUGGUGGGCCGAUGUCGACAAACGCCGCUACGGCUGCUUUCAUGUAA
Molecule: messenger RNA, 372 nt
Organism: Parathielavia appendiculata
Lineage: Eukaryota; Fungi; Ascomycota; Sordariomycetes; Sordariales; Chaetomiaceae
Exons: 1
Coding region: 1-372 (123 amino acids)
Source: RefSeq, a predicted model, not a curated record